Hemicordylus capensis (graceful crag lizard) is the source of this 6083-nucleotide messenger RNA. RefSeq names its product phosphatase and tensin homolog (gene PTEN). The transcript is spliced from 9 exons. Gene Ontology annotation, cellular component: nucleus; cell projection; plasma membrane. Gene Ontology annotation, molecular function: inositol-1,3,4,5-tetrakisphosphate 3-phosphatase activity; protein tyrosine phosphatase activity; phosphatidylinositol-3,4,5-trisphosphate 3-phosphatase activity. NCBI's taxonomy places the organism in Eukaryota, Metazoa, Chordata, Lepidosauria, Squamata, Cordylidae. The coding region runs from base 627 to 1838 and encodes 403 amino acids. The record is from RefSeq and is a predicted model, not a curated record. Gene Ontology annotation, biological process: negative regulation of cell population proliferation; regulation of phosphatidylinositol 3-kinase/protein kinase B signal transduction; cell motility.
GACGCCUUCCACUGAACCUAAACCUUGACUGCUUGUCCGCCUGCCUGGCCCCCCCUUCGCAGGGGGUGAGGGGCGGGGAGAGGAAAGAAGGGGGGGCCCUCUCCGCGCCCGCGGAGCCGCUGUCACCGCUUCUGCUUGGAGCGUCGCUGCCCAAGAGAGGAAAAAAGCGACUCAAAGGCAGUGGCGGCAGCGUUUCCUCUUUCUCCUCGCUCAGCACCAGCACUAAAGAGACUCGGCCCGAUAUCUACCCAUCCGCCGCCGUUGCCACCGCCACCCCCACCGCACUCAAGGUAUUGGCAGCAGCAGGAGCACCGGGUAGCCGCGCCAGUGCCGGGAGCUGCAGUAGCAGCAGGAGAAUCCCUUCCCCGCCACCGCCUUCUGGCCAGGCCCCUUCUGCCGCGGCGGGGCCUUCGCCUGAAUUGCAGCCGCAGCAGGCCCUGUUCACGGUGCCAUCCUCGCAACGCCGGAGGAAGGAGCAGCGUUGCUUUGCUGGCUCGUCGUCUUCCUCAUCGGUGGGGAAAGGUGGAGGGACAGUCUCCUCCGCCAAGGCUAGAACCAUCUGCGCCCUGCAGCCGCUGUUGCUGUGCCUGUCCCUGCUGUUCUUGAGCGGCUCCAGGCUCACAGACAUGACCGCCAUCAUCAAAGAGUUCGUCAGCAGGAACAAAAGGCGAUACCAGGAGGAUGGCUUCGAUUUAGAUCUUACCUAUAUUUAUCCAAACAUAAUUGCAAUGGGUUUUCCUGCAGAGCGACUUGAAGGGGUAUACAGAAACAACAUUGAUGAUGUUGUGAGGUUUUUGGAUUCAAAGCAUAAAAACCAUUACAAGAUAUACAAUCUAUGUGCUGAAAGACAUUACGACACUGCCAAAUUUAACUGCAGAGUUGCACAGUAUCCUUUUGAAGACCACAACCCACCACAACUAGAGCUUAUCAAACCUUUUUGUGAGGAUCUUGACCAAUGGCUUAGUGAAGAUGGCAAUCAUGUUGCAGCAAUCCACUGUAAAGCUGGAAAGGGACGAACUGGUGUAAUGAUUUGUGCGUAUUUGUUACAUCGAGGAAGAUUUCAAAAGGCACAGGAAGCCCUAGAUUUCUAUGGAGAAGUAAGGACCAGAGAUAAAAAGGGAGUUACUAUUCCCAGUCAGAGGCGCUAUGUAUAUUACUAUAGCUACCUGUUAAAGAAUCAAGUGGAUUACAGACCAGAAGCACUGCUCUUUCAUAAAAUGAUGUUUGAAACAAUUCCAAUGUUCAGUGGCGGCACUUGCAAUCCUCAUUUUGUGGUCUACCAGCUUAAAGUAAAGAUAUACACCUCUUCAGGACCCACAAGACGUGAAGACAAAUACAUGUACUUUGAAUUCCCUCAGCCAUUGCCAGUGUGUGGUGAUAUAAAGGUGGAAUUCUUUCAUAAGCAAAACAAAAUGUUGAAAAAGGACAAAAUGUUUCAUUUUUGGGUAAAUACAUUCUUCAUACCAGGACCAGAAGAAAAUUCUGACAAAGUAGAAAAUGGAAGUCUUCUUGGAGAUCAGGAACUGGAUGGUAUUUGCAGUACAGAACGUGCGGAUAAUGACAAGGAAUAUCUAAUACUUACACUAACAAAAAAUGAUUUAGACAAGGCAAAUAAAGACAAGGCAAAUCGUUACUUCUCUCCAAACUUUAAAGUGAAGCUAUUUUUCACAAAAACGGUAGAAGAGCCAUCAAACCCUGAGGCUAGCAGCUCAACUUCAGUAACACCGGACGUUAGUGAUAAUGAACCUGAUCAUUAUAGGUAUUCUGACACCACUGACUCUGAUCCAGAGAAUGAACCUUUUGAUGAAGAUCAGCAUACACAGAUUACAAAAGUCUGAAUUUUUUUUAUUUGGGGAAAAAAAUACCACAAAGAAGAAAACUUGAAUAAACUGAAUUAUGGACCUUUUGAAAUGGCAAUAGGACAUUGUGACAAUUAUCAGUUGUAGGAACAGUUCUUUUCCUGACCAAUCUAAUUUGCUCUAUAAAGCCACUGGGCUUGACACUUGUUCUCCAGUUGAAAAAAAGGUUACGUAGCUAUGUUAUGUAUAUACCUUUUUGUGUCAAGAGGACAUUUAAAUUUCAAUUAGGAAAAUACAGAUGGCACUUUCCCAUUUGAUUCCAGUUUUAUAAAAGUGGAGACAGAUCUGAUGUGUAUACGUAGGAAUUUCCUUUUGUGUUCUGUCACCAACUGAAGUUACUGUAAAGCUCUUUCUAAUACACAGGUUCACAUCCUGCCCCUUUCUUUGCACUUAUGUGGCAACAGAUAAGUCUGCAGUUGGCUCGGAGAAGUAACGGGUUUUACUACAUUUGAAUGCAUGUAACAUGGGUAGGCGAGUCAAAAGAGAAGCUCAGAAAGGAAUGUGUUGUGCUGGACCCUGGACUGUGUACCAUUUCCAGCUUACUUACAUGCGCCUCUUUAGCAUGCUACAGUAAUAAAUCCUGGACAUUUGAGGAAUUGCCGCUGUCACUUGCUUGUUUGUGCAUUUUUUAAAAAGCAUAAUGGUGCUAGAAAAGGCAGCUAGAGGGAGUGGUUCUGUAUUAGGGAUACAGGAAUGAACCUUCCGUACCAUCUUAAAAGAUUUACAAAUGAAGGGAUAUGAAACAAUGUGGUUAUAUGUGAAAAACAGUAACAAUGACUUAACCAUACAAAUGUGGAGGCUAUUGGAAAUGGGUUUACACAGUUGUUUGUGUGUGACUGACAUGCCCUCAGCUGUGGAUGAUAAACAUAAGAGGAAUUUUUUACUAAAACCAAGUUGCAAAAAUACCCUUGUCUUGGAAACAUUUGGAACUGCCAUUUUGAACUUAAAUCCCAUUGAUUUAUUAGUGGCAGGGCUGGUGCCACAAGAGGAGUCAAGUUGGGCGAAGGCCUGUGUCUACACAAGGGCUCACCUGGGACCCCUUCCAUGUGGAGGAGUCUGCUGCAUGAGUUGAGUAUACAGGGAUGAAAAAAGAGUCACUGCAUAAUUGUUGGAUUAUCUGUAUAUGCAGCUUGCAUAGCAGCUUUUCCUUGUCCUGCGCUUUCCAGCUGAUGAACUUCUUCCCAGGCUUCUGUGAUAACACAGGAGCCUUUGAGGGGGAAAGCCAUUGGCUGGUGGGAGGAUAAUCAAAAGCAUUUCCUCCAAGGAUUGGUGGAAUGAAGUGGAGGAGUGGAGUUGCUGCUGCUGUCUGCCAAGUGUGGGGUGGGUGGGGGAGAUGUUGCAUUGGGCAGAAAUUGGGACCUAGAACUUCCUACAUUACUGGUGGUCCUUCUGAGUCUGCAAGCCACCACACUUUGUUCAUUAGCAUUAAUUCAUAAUGAAAGUAUAAAUGGUAACUAGCUGAGGCAGUUCAGGCUAAAUACUGAUCAAAUGGGCAACAUACUGCAUUCAAUGGUGAAUUUUGUUCCCUUUUCUAAUCCUGUGCAUAGUUGCAUGCCUAUAACUCUAUGAAUGUUCAUGGGAUUUUGCAUGUAGCUGCACAGGAUCAUAGCAUUCAUCCAUUAUGUAAACUUUUUACAAAGCUAAUGUUCAGGCUUCUGAAGUUUGAUCCACUUCUAAGAUCCCAUAGAUGAAACUGAUUGGCAAGAGGCGCCUACUGAAUCAACUUUGAGUUUUCUCCUGUGACUUAUAUGGAUCUUGGUUUGUGUUAAACAGUUUGAAAGCCACAUUAGCAGACUAAAGUUUGUGCUCUAACAUAUUUGGAUGUUGACAGUGUUCGGUGUGUUAGAACUUCAUCUUGUACAGUUCUACUGUGUAACAUGGGAGGGCCAAAUUGGAAAUAGUUUCAUGGCCUUUUGCACUGUGCUUCCUUUGGAAUGUGAAGGUCUGAAUGAGGGUUUGGAUUUUGAAUGUGUUGGUGGUUCUGAGAUGCCCUGCAUACGUUUUUAUGGUAUAGUCAUUGAAGAAAAAAUGGCAUCAUUCAUACACACACACGCGUGCGCGCAUACUCUCCUUCACUUCAUUUCAGUUACCAUCCCUGUAGAACAUGGCAAGAAUUACUGAUUAAAACUUUUAUUUAUGACAGUAUUCAUCAUUAGCUUGAAAAUGAAUUCUUGUAGGUAAUUUCUUGAGUUUCUGGACUGUGUGCUUAAAUUCUUGGAUGUGCAGCAGCUUACAUGUCUGAAAUUACUUGAAGGCAUCACUUUGUCAGGAGCUUACUGUUAGUCCCUGAGCCAUCCCUAGUCAUCUGUAGCCCCAUUUAAAAUAGUUUGUCACAGUAGUUAAAGGGCAGUUGUAUAAAAUAGCAUCAAAGUUCUUUGCUGUGGCACAAGUUGUAAACUGAAGGGAUGUUUACAUGCAGCAUCAAUUGUUUUCAGCUUUAAGAAGUAAAUAGGGUGCCAGUGUGCAGUUCCAUGUUUAAAUUCUAGCAAACGUGCAAUAUGUUUAACGAUGCCCGUGGUUGCCACAAAGUGCCUCGUUUACCUAACAGUAUUUUAACUGUUAAUGUGUCAUGCAUGCAGAUGGAAGGGGGUGGAACUGUGCACUAAAAGGAGGCUUUAACUGCAGUGUUCAGUAGAGCUGCUUCUCUACUCUGCCAGUUCAAAAUUCUCAGUCUGUUUUUCAUAUAGUGUGUGUGUGUUUGUGUGUACACGCGCGCGCACACACACACUCUCUCUUUCUCUCUCUAAAAUUGUUAAGCAGCCUUAUUCUGAUUCAGCCUCUUCAGAUACUAUUGUGCUGUGCAGCAGUGGCUCUGUGUGUAAUGCUAUGCACCGAGGAUACACAAAACAAAAAAACGACAUGUACAGGAUAAUGUCUCAUGCAAAUCAGAUGUCCGUUUGUUAUUGUGUUUAACAGCCCUUUAUCUUAGUGUUAAAACUCCACUUAAAACUGAUUAAAGUCUCAUCCUUGUCACUGUGUGGGGUGUAUUAUUAUAUGGAAGUACAUUGAAUGAAACGGCUAAUAUGUUUCCAUAGAAUAAUGAAAAGCACAUGUGAUUACAAGCAUGAAGAUUGCUUACUGGAGAGGAGCACUUUUAAAGACAAAUCUUUUUUUAAAAAAACUCUUCAGUUUUAGAAAAUUCAAAUUAAAUUAUCUGAAGGUAUUGGUGGGAUUUUGACAAUUGAAGAUUGGAUUUUAAAAAUAAACUUGCUUGAAAUGAGAAUGUAAUCAAUACUUUCAAAUGACUGGUAUAUGAAUUUGACUGCACACUGUAUUCUUGAAUCUACUCAUUUUUUAACAUCAGCAUGAUGAAAUGCUUGAUUUCUGGUGCAAAGGAGAAGGCAUAUCUCUGAGAGUAAGCUUGAGCUUUGCCUGUUUUAGGUUAGACCCAUGGUGUAUCUUUCAAACGAAGGAUUACAUUUCAAAAGAAGCUUGAGUCACAAGGUUGAGCAAAACGUGCCUGAGACCUUGGAGAGUAGCUACUAGUCAGGGGAAUAGUACUGGCUUAGUAUAUAAGGCACAGGUCCUUGUAUCUAUGCAGUUCUAGAGCAACUGCUACUUUUGUUUGUUUACAAUCUAACAUGGGAUCUUUACAUGUUGGAUGUCUUUCAUGAUAAAUGACCAGCAUGAAUAUAUCAGACUGAAACAUCUGGGAUAGGGUUAAAUGGUAGAGCAUUCAAAUAACUUUCUAUUACCACCAGAAACUAGUAUUUGCAUUUGGUAACUUAACUUACAUUAGAAAUUGGAAUGUUUUCAUUAAAUUUACAGAUCGAUCAUUUCAGAGAUACUUGAGAUUUCUCAUCAGCCAAGGAGGAUUUUUAAUGCUUGUUUCCUUGAAGUAUUUAAUGUGCCCAAAACAUUUUGUACAAGUCUUAAAUGGACAGUCUGUCACUUUGCCGUUUAUAUAAAGUGUGACAAAAGCUUUCUGUUAAAGUUGCCCAAUUUAAAUGGCAUUGCUGUUCCCCCACCCCCAUACCUUAAAUUGUUAAACCAAUAUAUCAGGUGUGUAUGUGUUUCUAUGUGCCCUGAUUUUAUGUUUCUUUGUACCAAGUUCUUAGCUUUCAACAAUUGCUAAGCACCCAAUAUAUGGUUGAACAGAUAACCAUGGAAGGGUGUAAAUGGAUAUACUAGAUCUCUUCCUAUUCUAACCAUUCCAAAUGUACCUGAAAUGAAAACUUGAAAGUCAAGUUUUUUGUGCUGCAUUAAAAUCUCAGCUUUUCUCCA